Ilex paraguariensis (yerba mate) is the source of this 258-nucleotide messenger RNA. NCBI's taxonomy places the organism in Eukaryota, Viridiplantae, Streptophyta, Magnoliopsida, Aquifoliales, Aquifoliaceae. The record is from the annotation of a GenBank genome assembly.
AUGGGUAGGAUUCCAAAAGGCUUGGCAAUUCAACUACAUAAAGUUUCUGGCCAGUCAAGUAUUGACUUUGUCCUAAGAUGGAGCAAAGAAGAUUAUGGGCUAGUAUCGACGAACCAGCGCAUGCUUCAGGCAGUUGUUUCUCAAGACCUGAUCAAUACAAAGACGAAACAGGCACCUGUCAACAAGACAUUUGAUCCGAACAAAUCAAGCAAACGAAGAGUCCGAAGGGGAUGGGAUCCCAUUCACAACAGGUCUUGA